Messenger RNA from Symbiodinium sp. CCMP2456, 1294 nucleotides. The record is from the annotation of a GenBank genome assembly. Lineage: Eukaryota; Dinophyceae; Suessiales; Symbiodiniaceae.
GUUCCGCAGUGGGCAUCACCACUACGUGUCCGUGACGGACAUUGAGCCCAGCGCGUUCAAGUGCAUGCUUCGAUACGUCCAUCAUCUUGACCCCAUGAUCUCGCUCGACAACGCUCUUCAGGUGUAUCGGGCGGCAGACAAGUACCAGAUCGAUGGUCUGCUGGAAGGAUGCGGCUCCUUCAUCGAAGAGAACACGGAUGCCGGCAAUGUCACGCAGGUCCUGAGAUUCUUCGACGUCGCCUGCCGCCUUGGCCUCGAGAGAUACUCGAAGCACUUCCUGGAGCUCCUCGGGGACCUCUCUCGCGUCCAUACGCGGCAGGUGCUCCAAGCACGCGACUUUUUGCACUUGCACACAGUGUCGUUGACCGCCCUUCUGAGCUACGAAGGGCUUUGUGUCAAUGAGGAGCGCUUGUGGCAAGCUCUCCGAGCUUGGGCCGAACUUCGAGCGAUGUACCGUGAAGGGGGGACUGAACACAUCGGAAUCUACGGAGAGGCCGGCGAGCGCAAGGCACGCGAGGUGGCGCACAGUGAGUUGGUUCCGAGUUGGCAAGAUGCCAUCAGGCCUCUGAGACAUUUGGUGCGCUUUCCCGCCAUGUCAGCAACCUUCUUUGCAAAGGAGAUUUCCAAGAGCGGGGUCCUGUCACACCAAGAAGUUGUCGAGAUAUUCGCGUUCUUGGCGGCCAAGCAGGCCAGGGGUGAGGCACUUCAUGGCGAAUCGAGUCCUGCCGAUCCCUUUUCCAUGCUCGACACGGAGGCCGAGGACGCGGAGGUGCGAGUGGGAGGUGUCUACCGGGCAGACAGCCGGGUCACCAGGCUCGGCUGGUGCCUUGCGCCGGGCCAAGCAGAUCCCAUGCUCAGCGAGGAGUUUGGACUCACCGAGGGACGCGAGCUGAUGGUGAGAGUCGGGUCGGUGGUGGUCGACGGCCGUGGUCUUUCGACUUCCUCCUGGGGCUCCACCGUCAUCCUCGCAGGUCCCGGCACUGGCUUCCACUUGGCCUUCGGCAACACGAGCUUUAGCUCCGGGCGCCAUGCUUGGACGAUUUCCUGGAGGCCAAUGGAUUCCUUGCAACCCGGCCGCACCCGCUGCUCACGAGGGGGUGCUGCGGGCAUCGCGCGAGAGACGGACGGGCUGGAACGAAUUGCUUCCUCAUCUGCUGUCUCGGGCUCAACCGGUGGCACCAUCGCCGGAGUAACGGGAGGUGUGAGUCCAGCGCCAAAGGCUGCAAUCGCCGCCAAUGGGGUGCAGCUUGACCGCCGAACGUCAGGGUCUGUGGCAGCGCCAACAGCAGCAGGC